Messenger RNA from Ceratina calcarata, 1582 nucleotides. RefSeq names its product ubiquitin carboxyl-terminal hydrolase 7-like. Gene Ontology annotation, biological process: regulation of protein stability; protein deubiquitination. Gene Ontology annotation, molecular function: cysteine-type deubiquitinase activity. The record is from RefSeq and is a predicted model, not a curated record. The transcript is spliced from 3 exons. NCBI's taxonomy places the organism in Eukaryota, Metazoa, Arthropoda, Insecta, Hymenoptera, Apidae. Gene Ontology annotation, cellular component: nucleus; cytosol. Bases 1015 to 1563 code for a protein of 182 amino acids.
UUCACCUUGUACGUAACGUCCUAUUUGUAGAUUCAAAUUUGUAGGUGCGAUCGUCGCCACGACGUUACCCGAACUUGCCAAACUUUCCGAGAAUGUACUCAUUUUGUAAAAUUUGUAAAUAAAUGAGUGAAGUUUUAUUUCUUACGUGCGUGUAUUUUGUAAAAUUCAGUUGAAUCUCCACGUGUUACCUCCCUGUAGGUUAAUUUUCCACGUGGCUUCCGUAGACGUAGAUUUGUAAUAGAAAAUUAUGUGUUUCCCACCAUCCUCGUCGCCAACUUGUGUAUUUUGGGGUGUAGUAGGUUCGUAAGGUUGAAAACACAUUAAACUGCACGCUUUAUACUCGGAUGCUUAAUAUGUAAUCAGAUAUAAAACUGCUUUGUACGUGGCACGUGUAAGCCAUCUUAGAACGCUGUACCACGAGUGUCGUGUCUGGCGCGCAACCUUACGAACCUACUACAUCCCAUAAGACACAACAGAUUCAAGUUCUAACUUGUACUGACAAGCAUUAAUUUCCUCACAUUUGAGUGAAUGGUAAAUGAAUACUAGAAGGAAAUCAAUUUAUAAAUUGUAAUUAUAAAGUGACCACGUUCAUAAAAGAUACAACAUACGUCUAGGCGCACAUUCAAUGUUAAUGAACGAUUCUUAUACCUUGCCGAUGCAGACCUUUAAAUAUUUACAAAAUUUAUUUUCCAGUUACGUGAAGCAGUUUGUAAAAUGCCAAUAGAAGGCGAGAGCGUUGCUCUGGCUGUACAAAGGAUUUUUGACGAUUUGCAGUUGUCUGAUUACUCAGUAGAUGCAAAAAAAGUAACGGGAACUUUCGGUUGGGGAACAUUGGAUUCUUACACGCAAUAUGAUGUACGAAAAUUUUUAUACCGGGUAAGCAAUAGUAAUGUGAUUUACGAUUAACGAUACAUGUUAAACAAUAAGAAUUUGCUACAAUUAAUAUUCCUUAUUCCGCAAUUCCUUGUUGCUUACUCAUAACUAUUUUAGCUGUUAUAUGAUUUGGAAAGAAAAAUGAAAGGAACAUGUGUAGAAAAUACAGUUCCAAAAUUAUUUGAAAGCAAAAUGGAGUCGUUUAUCAAAUUUCCAAAUUCCGAUUGCAAAUCGACUAGAGCUGACACUUUCUAUGAUAUACAGUUAAAUAUUAACGGCAAGAAAAAUAUUUAUGAAUCUUUUGACGAUUACCUGAGUAUUGAAACAUUGAAAGGAAAAAGUGGAUUGGAAGAAGUAGAAAAAGGUGUUAGUUUUUUAUCAUUUUCACCAGUGUUGCCUUUAAAUUUAAGGCGAUUUCAGUACGACCAAGUUACAAAAUGUUCUGUGAAAUGUAAUGAUAGGUUUGAAUUUUAUGAAAAAAUAAAUCUUGGAAAAUACUUACCAAAUAAAGAAGCCACAAAUGCGGACUACAGGUUACACGCGGUCUUAGCUCACAGCGGCGACAAUCGUGGCAGCCAAUGGGUUGUAUUUAUCAACCCAGUCGGUGAUGGCAAAGUAUGUGAAUUUCUUUGGAUUGAAACUAGUAUUUGUAAAUAUAACGGAGCAUACGUUGUUCGAAAUAAUUUAUAAAUCUAUUCUGUAUUGCCUG